Messenger RNA from Maniola jurtina (meadow brown), 3398 nucleotides. RefSeq lists its product as uncharacterized. The transcript is spliced from 7 exons. The record is from RefSeq and is a predicted model, not a curated record. NCBI's taxonomy places the organism in Eukaryota, Metazoa, Arthropoda, Insecta, Lepidoptera, Nymphalidae. Bases 58 to 3390 code for a protein of 1110 amino acids.
AUAAAAGUCAACAAAUUGUGAAUAGAUACGUUUAGUUCAGUUUUGAAAUUAUUCAAAAUGUACUAUGUAGCGUUACUUAAUUCCAUAAUUAUAAUAUUACACCAAAAUGUGAACGCUGUUCUGGUUCCCGUGGAGCAGGGGAUUUUGCGAGGAGUGGAACGAAUGACAGUCACCAAAGAUGCUGUCUACAAUAGCUUCAAAGGCAUACCGUAUGCCGCCCCACCUGAAGGUGACCUGAGAUUUCAGCCUCCCCAACCAGCACCACGUUGGACGGGCGUAAGAAAUGCAACACAGCAUGGAAACAUCUGCACACAAGUAGACUUCUUCACUGGGGAGUAUUUACCAUCAUCAAGCGAAGAUUGUCUCUAUUUGAAUGUUUACACUCCCAACGUGAUGCCAACCUCGCCAUUGGCAGUCAUGGUUUUUAUUCACGGAGGCGGCUUCCAAAGUGGGUCGGGCAAUGAUGACACCUUCGGACCAGAUUUUUUCAUGAGCCUUAACAUUGUUCUUGUGACAAUAAACUAUCGACUGGACGCUCCUGGAUUUUUGAGUUUGGGAUCUAAAGAGGUACCUGGAAAUGCCGGUAUGAAAGAUCAAGUCGCUGCUUUAAAAUGGGUGCAACGAAAUAUCGCUCAAUUCGGUGGCAACCCGAAUAAAGUCACCAUCUUUGGGAACACCGCCGGCGCUAUAUGUUGUCUUCUACACGCCGUAUCGCCGAUGUCUAAAGGCCUAUUCCACAGAGUGAUUGCAAUGAGCGGGGUGCCUAUUUUUGACAUUGGUAAUGAGUUUGAAUCGCCACGAAGAGGCUUUGCGCUUGGAAAAAUUCUGGGAUAUGAAACCAAGAACUCUACUGCGCUUUUUGAAUUCUUUCAAAAUGUCCCAGCAUAUAAAUUAAUAAACACUAGACCAUAUACAAUAAUUGCGGAAAUAUAUAUAAAUAAUCCCGCGAAAAUGUUUCAGUUUGGGCCGGUCGUAGAGCAAGACUUUGGUCAGGAGAGAUUUUUAAUUGAAGACUCUGUAGAAGCGAUCAUAAAUGGAAAUGUUAAUGAUGUCGAUAUAAUGAUAGGUUACUCUAAUGCCGAAGGAUUGUCUGGUGUCUCUUAUUUCGAAGAGUAUUUGAUUUAUGUAUACAACAGAUUUCCUGAGUUAUUCAAUCCUAGAAGAUUUCUGUACUAUAUCAGUCCAGUUCAAUAUUUACCGUUGUCUGAUGCUAUUGUGGAUUAUUACUUCGGAGAAAAGCCUGUUAGCAUAAGUACGAUAGAGGAGUUCGCUACUUAUAUCUCUGAUACAUAUAAAUAUCAAUCGUUGAGGCAAAUGAGCGACGUAUAUUAUACAUUUACAAAAAGGAAGUACUUGUAUCGAUUCAGUGGCGUAACAGAAAGAAACGUUUACAGCAGAGAUGCGCUUAAAUAUGGAUUAAAGGGAGCCGGCCGAGAUGAUAUUGAGAUGUAUUUAUUCCAAGCAAACAAGUUCAACUUGCCAGUUGUUACAAAUAGUAAAUCAUACAGAAUAAUCAAGCAGAUAACAACUUUAUUUACCAACUACGCUAAAUUUGGGAACCCAACGCCUGACUCAUCACUGGGAGUAAGAUGGGACCAGUACAACGCCACAACACAAAGCUUCUUGGACAUCGGAAUAAAUUUAAUGAAGGGAACUGAACCGGAGGCGGCCUUGGUGCGCUUUUGGAGGAACCUAUACAUACGAGCUCGCGUUCCCUUUUAUCAUGUUGGAAAUAAUACAAAUAAUGCGAAUGCUGUCCUAGUUCCUGUGGAGCAGGGGAUUUUGCGAGGAGAGCAACGAAUGACAGUCACCAAAGAUGCUGCCUACAACUUCUUCAAAGGCAUACCGUAUGCCGCCUCACCUGAAGGUGAACUUAGAUUUCAGCCUCCCCAACCAGCACCACGUUGGAAGGGCGUAAGAAAUGCAACACAGCAUGGAAACAUCUGCACACAAGUAAACUAUCUCACUAGGGAGUUUUUACCGUCGAGCGAAAAUUGUCUCUUUUUGAAUGUUUACACUCCAAAUGUGAUGCCGACCUCGCCAUUGGCAGUCAUGGUUUAUAUUCACGGAGGAGGCUUCGAAAGUGGGUCGGGCAAUGAUGACACCUUGGGACCAGAUUUUUUCAUGAGCCUUAACAUUGUUCUUGUGACAAUGAACUAUCGACUGGACGCUCCUGGAUUUUUGAGUUUGGGAUCUAAAGAGGUACCCGGAAAUUUCGGUUUGAAAGAUCAAGUUGCAGCUUUAAAAUGGGUGCAACGAAAUAUCGCUCAAUUCGGUGGCAACCCGAAUAAAGUCACCAUCUUUGGGAACACCGCCGGCGCUAUAUGUUGUCUUCUACACGCCGUAUCGCCGAUGUCUAAAGGCCUAUUCCACAGAGUGAUUGCAAUGAGCGGGGUGCCUCUUUUUGACAUUGGUGUUGAGUUUGAAUCGCCACGAAGAGGCUUCGCGCUUGGAAAAAUUCUGGGAUAUGAAACCAAGAACUCCACUGCACUUUUUGAAUUCUUUCAAAAUGUCCCAGCAUAUAGAUUGGUAGACACUAGACCUUACACAAUAAUUGCGGAAAUAUAUAUAAAUAAUCUAGUGAAAAUGUAUCAGUUCGGGCCGGUAGUGGAGAAAGACUUUGGUCAGGAGAGAUUUUUAAUUGAAGACUCUGUAGAAGCGAUCAUAAAUGGAAAUGUUAACGAUGUCGAUAUAAUGAUAGGUUACUCUAAUGCUGAAGCUUUGUCUGGUGUCUUUUAUUUCGAAGAGUAUUUGAUUGAUGUAUACAACAGAUUUCCUGAGUUAUUCAAUCCUAGAAGAUUUCUGUACUAUAUCAGUCCAGUUGAAUAUUUACCGUUGUCUGAUGCUAUUGUGGAUUAUUACUUCGGAGAAAAACCUGUCAGCAUAAGCACGAUGAAAGAGUUCGUUACCUAUUUGAGUGAUACAUAUAAAUAUCAAUCGUUGAGGCAAAUGAGUGACGUAUAUUUUUCAUUUACGAGAAGAAAAUUCUUGUAUCGAUUUAGUGGCGUAUCGGAAAGAAACGUUUAUAGCAAAUAUUAUGCUCUUAAAUAUGGAUUAAAGGGAGCAGGUCAAAGGGAUAUUGAGAUGUAUUUAUUCCAAGCAAACGAAUACAACUUGCCAGUUGUUACAAAUAGUAAAUCCUACAGAAUAAUCAAGCAGAUAACGACUUUAUUUGCCAACUACGCUAAAUUUGGCAACCCAACACCUGACUCGUCAUUGGGAGUAAAUUGGGAACAAUACGACGCCACAACGCAAAGUUUUUUGGACAUUGGAAUAAAUUUAACAAGAGGAACCCAACCGGAGGCAUCCGUGGUGCAGUUUUGGAGGAAUUUAUACAUACGAGCUGGGGUUCCCUUUUAUCAUGUUGGAAAUAAUACAAAUAAUAUAUAAUCUGUAUG